AUGCACUGCCUCACGUGUAUCUACGUUGCAAACCGCCCGCGGAUAGACAGCAAAGCUGUCAAGGCAGUCGUGGACUACGCGUCCAAGCAGGCAGCGGCAGGAACGGGCAAAUUGCUUCUGGCUGCAAGCGGAGCAGGGAGUCCGGCUUUGCUGCUGAUGGGAGUGAAUAAUACGACGGAGACCCAGGCGGCCUUGAACAACUCGGUUCAGUUGCUAUCGAUGGGGAUAGUGCCUGACUCGAUCAGUCUUUCGCCCAAGCUCUUGGCAUCUCUCAAGGACUUCGAUGACGACGACAAACGGCUUGAUGCCGCGUAUCAACGACAGGCGGCCUUGAACAACUUAGUUCAGUUGCUAUCGAUGGGGAUAGUGCCUGACUCGAUCAGUAUUUCGCCCAAGCUCUUGGCAUCUCUCAAGGACUUCGAUGACGACGACAAACGGCUUGAUGCCGCGAGAGGACAGACAGGCAAUCGGGCAGCACGGAGAAGACAAAGUUCAUUCCGCCUACAGUUGCAGCGCCGUCGCAGGUCGAAGCCGCUACCGGCGAGGCUCCUGGGAUCGCUUCCAUCUACCAUCAACAAAGCCUCAGAUCUGGCGUACGAGGUGGAACAAGAGGUGAGACCGCUUCGGUCUUUAUCUAGGCGCUUCUCAGCGAGAACGAAGGCCAAACUUGAAAGCGGGCUCAAGCCCCCGACUCAUUCGUUAUUGCACGAACAACACUAUGUUCGCCUCUUUGCGGCGGUGCAGGUGAAGUACGAGCGUGCCGGGAGCCGUGCAAACAAGCUCCUCAGGCCGAUCGGCCUUUCACUUCCAGAAGCUAAGCGCAAUGGUCUCCUACUCGGACGUACACCUAGCGGUUCGGCGGGAAAAAUUUUGGAAGCAUCUGACGCGUCUUUGGCUGCAAAUCCAUCGCCUUCGAGGAUCCUUGGGUCAAGGCGCCUAGAAACAACGCCCGCCGUUGUUGAACCGCCGAUCCAAGAGGUUUCUGCGCGACGGGAGGUGAUGCCGCCUUUGCCGGACCUUGUCGGCGUGUUUGAUCGGUUUGGACGGAAAGGAGUCGACGCCCGUGGGGGCGAACUUUCAUCUACAGAGCGUGCCCUGGCUGAGAUGCUGGCCUCGCAGCCCGAUGUAUUUACCAAGCAGCUGUCGAAGUGCAUAGACUCCAUCGGUGACGAGGUGCAAAUGCAAGAGCGAGGCUUGCGGGCAGCAAACGCGGUACUGUGCUCUACUGAACCGGUUAUCGCCGGACUUGAGGAGGCUCUGGAAAGGGAAGCGGUCCUUCUCGAGGAACUCAAGAACGUGACGCGCAAUGUCCAGCAAACGUAUGUCCUCGCUGAGAUGAGUGAAGCGGUUGAAGCGGCAGAGACGUACCUCAGGCGACUGGAGGAUUUGUCAGCGAAUGUCGUCGAGCUGGCGGUCUACUUGGAGGCUUACAUCGGAGGGGAAACCGCCAGGCACGGCGAAUACUCUUCAAGGCUAAACUUGAAGUCGCGUAGUAGCGUAACAAACUUGAUUGAGCGGCUGGAGACCAUAAAGUCAAGGAUGCUACAGACCAGAGGCUUGGGCGGUAUCCAGGACAGCUCGAGGGCAGCACAGGUGGAGCUGUCUUCAAGAACGAUAGGUUUGCUGCAGUAUUUCGACGGCGAAGUGGUUGCUGGCCAUGAAGAGGCCAAGGCAGUGGGGGGACGACUGGACGUCAUCUGGCGAGAAUCAGCCGAGCGAGCCCGAGAUGAGGCGGGGCGUGCGCAUGAGUAUGCUCUAGUGGCCGCCUGUCGGUUGUGGAAAGCUGCUGCUGUAGAGGGCUCCGGGAAACGAGCGAGCACAUUAGACAGCGUUCGUCUGGAGUUGACGAGAAUACAGGAUAUUCAGGAUUCUACCACGUCUACCAUGGGGGUGCCUAGAAAGGUUGGGCGGGAAGAGUUUGCAAGAGCGACUGGAGCAGAGGUACGGGCAAGGGAGGGCGAUAGAGAGCGAUUGAGAGCAGUGAAAGAUGAGGCAGCCCGCGAUACGGAAGGCGGCGAUCAGCAGGCAAGUGUGUCACCGGUGGAGCGCGGCGUGACAGCAGCGCCAGCACCGAGUUUUCCUGGCCGAUCGCAAGCGGACCAUGGUGUCAAGCUCACGCCCCCGAUGACUACCACACCGGACAUCACCCCGGUUGCUGGCGAAUCGACGACAGUGCAGACCCCAGAAGCUGAGAUGGUAGUUGACCUCGAUCAAUCUGUCAAGAGCGCCGAGGUCGUCGAUGCCGUAGUAGUAGACGAAGCUUCGGUCAGAGGGGGCUCCGCUGCAACAUCACUGGAUGAAAAUAGCUCACGGCGUUCUGGAGACGGGGGAUUGUCCCGAAAAGGGUUCUUGUCGGCAGAACGCACGACCAUAGCUUCCGAGGAAUCCAGCAUUGAGCUUGUGGUGGAUAAAUCAAGCUCGUUUGUGGAUGUCGAGGCUGAAAUGGAAGACGAUGUGUCGGACCCUGCUAGAGUUGGUUUGAAGUUCUUGGACGUCUUCGCCUUGCUCAUAGAGAAGGUUCUAUUCGUGGGUCUUCCAACGCUUGUGUCUGGCGGAUCUCUGGUCUGGCAGCGACUAGAUAACGCCGUGAACGGAGCUAAAGGACGCAAAGGUUGGAAGCUUCUCGAUAGACUAAAGAAAGAUUCGGCUGGGUAAGAUGACAAAAGCUGUAAAUAGUUCUAGUACCUAGGAUAAUCCGAUGGUGAAUUUCUUGCUUUGGGUCAAAGUUCGAUGUUGAAAUAUAUGCUUUGGCCAUUGCCGCAUAGGCUUGGUCGGCGUGUAGACUCUCUGGCGAAGUGCAGUCUUGGCAAACAAACGGUCGAAAGUGUAGUUGAUAUGGAACGCUCGUUCCCUAGCUUGUGCACCAUGAAUGCCUUUUGGUUCCUUGAUCCCCGAUGUGUCCAGGUACAGCUGGCGCAUCCAGUUGAGGUGUGGUGAUGGUGCGAUUCCAAACUGGUGGUUUGUGGCUAUG
Messenger RNA from Ectocarpus sp. CCAP 1310/34, 2971 nucleotides. NCBI's taxonomy places the organism in Eukaryota, Phaeophyceae, Ectocarpales, Ectocarpaceae. The record is from the annotation of a GenBank genome assembly.